This is a messenger RNA of Zingiber officinale, 1851 nucleotides long. Its product is annotated as transcription factor TGA2.1-like. The record is from RefSeq and is a predicted model, not a curated record. Gene Ontology annotation, molecular function: sequence-specific DNA binding; DNA-binding transcription factor activity. Lineage: Eukaryota; Viridiplantae; Streptophyta; Magnoliopsida; Zingiberales; Zingiberaceae. The coding region runs from base 363 to 1667 and encodes 434 amino acids. The transcript is spliced from 10 exons. Gene Ontology annotation, biological process: regulation of DNA-templated transcription; DNA-templated transcription.
UGGCGAUGAAAGUCUCACUCACUGUUUUUUUCUUUUGCCUUUAAACUUAUUCUUCUCUCAUUUGUCCAAAUUCAGAAGCUCCAAAAACUCGUCCGUUUUCAGUUUUUCUUAAUCUUUUUUCCUCCUCCUAGCAAUUCUCUCUCUCUUUUUUAUAUUUCUCAAGGUCCAAUGAGGUCGAGCAGUCGGUCACAGAGGACUCACUGCCUCCUCCUGCCAAAGCCCUGCUCAAUCUCAACACCUCCAUGAACGACCUCCAAGCUCGAACCUUCAGAGACCUGCAACUCGCGUGGUAUCUACCUUCUUCCUCCUGAUCUCUUCAACACUGAUGCAUGUGAAGAAGAAGAAAAAGAAGACGAAGAAGGAUGGCAAAUAAUCAAAAUCACAGAGCCACCGCAACUGCUCAUCUUGCUGCCCCUGGACCUUCAUCUCAAGCUAUAGCCAGAUUCUUUGAUGAUGAAGGGGGAGGAGGUUCAUACUUUGGGGAGCUGGAGGAGGCCCUCGUGCAGCUAAGGGAGAGCAGCAGCGCCGGAGACAGAAACUGCGCAGCCACGCUCGAGAUCUUCCCUUCCUGGCCAACCAGAGUAAGACCCUUUGUUGGGUUUGAGAAGAAGGUAGAGACUUGCAGGAGCAGUUCCGACUCCGCCGCCGCCGGCUGCGGCGGCGCCGCCUUCAUGGCUGCAGCGACAGCAGCAGCAUCAGCAGGAACAACGACAAGUGAAAGCUCUCGGCCUUCACCUCUAGACAAGAAAAAUAAUAUGACCGGUUCAAUGACAGGGAAAGGUGGAAAGAAACUCGAUGCCAAGACUCUGAGGCGUUUGGCUCAAAAUAGAGAGGCAGCGAAGAAGAGCAGACUGAGAAAAAAGGCUUAUGUGCAACAAUUGGAGUCGAGUAGGAUAAGGCUUCAGCAGCUUGAGCAAGAACUCCAAAGAGCUAAAUCACAGGGGCUCAUGGUGGGGGUAGGAGGGAGUGCAAAUGGAGCUGUUAGUUCAGGAGCUGCCAUGUUCGACGUGGAAUACGCCCGGUGGCUGGACGACAACUGCAAGCACAUCGCCGGCCUCCGCGCCGCCCUCCAUUCUCGCCUCCCCGACGGAAACCUCAGCACCAUCCUCGACGACUGCAUCGCCAACUACGACCACCUCUUCCGCCUCAAAGCCAUCACCGUCAACUCCGACGUCUUCCACCUUCUCAACGGCGCCUGGAUGACUCCGGCCGAGCGCUGCUUCCUCUGGAUCGGCGGAUUCCGGCCCUCCGACCUCCUCAAGGUCCUCAUCCCUCAGCUGGACCCAUUGACGGAGCAGCAACUGGUGGGGAUGUGCAAUCUCAAGCAGUCGUCGCACCAGGCGGAGGAGGCGCUGUCGCAGGGCCUCCUCCAGCUCCAUUGCUCCCUCAUCGACACCGUCGCCGGCGGCGCCGCCUCUCUCAGCACGGACACCUCCACCGUUGACGUCGGAAACUACAUGAACCAGAUGGUCGUUGCGCUCGACAAGCUCGCUAAUCUCGAAGGAUUCGUCCGCCAAGCCGACAACUUGAGACAGCAGAUGAUCCACCAGUUGCGCCGGACUCUGACCGUCCGGCAAGCGGCGAGAUGCUUCCUGGCGAUCGGAGAAUACUACACCCGCCUUCGCGCCCUGAGCUCGCUCUGGGCUUCUCGGCCGCCUCAGCAGUAAGUUGAAGGGACUCGGUGAUCGGAGCCUCUACGCCGCCCCUGCAGACUCUUCAUCAACCGGAGCGGCCGGUUCAUUUUUCACCCUACUGAGAAAUUAAAAUCGAAAUGUUAUUUAUGUGAUCGAAAGUAUAAUUAUGUAUUAUCGUGCUUGACCAUGAGCAACAGUUUGCAAAAACAUUUUUAUA